AGAGAGAGAAGAAAAAAGAUUUGCGCAAAAGACAGACAAGAACGGCAACACUACCAAACCAAACAACGCGAAUUCCGCCCAAGAAAAAGAGUUGGAAAAUGGGGUAAUAAAUGGGGAGAGAGAUCUAACGCCGUUGAAGGACUUGCUUUGAGAAGCAAAAAAAAAGUGUGGGAGGGGCAACGCCGCGCUAUACAAGAGGUAGAGGGGAUGCGAUGA
Messenger RNA from Bipolaris victoriae FI3, 216 nucleotides. RefSeq lists its product as hypothetical. The record is from RefSeq and is a predicted model, not a curated record. The annotation marks the transcript as partial. The transcript has a single exon. Lineage: Eukaryota; Fungi; Ascomycota; Dothideomycetes; Pleosporales; Pleosporaceae.